Molecule: messenger RNA, 1330 nt
Organism: Moneuplotes crassus
Lineage: Eukaryota; Ciliophora; Spirotrichea; Euplotida; Euplotidae
Source: the annotation of a GenBank genome assembly
UCCCUGUGUUUUUCUUCUCGUUGUAGCCACCUACUGCGAUUCCUCCCAUAUCUUUAUUGAUUCUGAGAUAAUCUAAAUCUACUGCUUCAGAGUCUUCUCUUCUUUUAUUUAAGAAUUUAAGUUCUUUCCUCUGAGCUUUGGUCAUUUUCUUUUGAGAAUUUUGUUCAAAGAAUUCUUUGAUAUAUUUCUUCUCCAUUUGUUGAUGAAUUGCUUCUUUUUUUUUGAGUAAUGAAUUCCAACCUCAGUCCUAGGAUCAGCUGUCGAUGACAUCGAAGUUUCAGAAGUUUUUCACUUUGUCCAUCUUUAGACUCUUCAUUGGUUCUGUGAUGCUGAAUUUCAUUAUAUAUUCGAUGUUUGAUUGAUUCACAUACCUGUGUUUCUCUGGAUCGUAAUCUGGUCUCAGGUGUACUAAGAGCAGUUUCACAUUGUUUUAGUCCUUGAGCAUUAUUUAAGCUGUUUGUUUUCAUCAGGUAGCCCUAUUCCAGUAACAUAUCCAAUGAAUCCUAAGCAAGCUUGAAGAAUUUCACUUUCAGAGUAUGUUUCAUGAGGUAACAUCUUAUACUCUUGUUCAAACAUCUACUUUGGUAUUCUUUGAGCUACCAGCUCCAUCGGUCCUUUGAUAACUCUCAAGUUAUCAAUUGGGAUUACUCCUCAUCAAACCAUUUCAGGUUUGAGGAAGCAAAAUUAGGAAAGACCAGUCCUGGGCAAUCUCAUUGGCAUAUAUUGCUUCUUAAGUUGAUUAUUUGGAAAUGCUUUGUUUUAUCUAACAUAGAAGCAACUCCUAAUUUCUUAGACCUGCAGAGAACAUUAAUUAAUAUCUAUUUACAGACAUUAGGAUACCCGAUCAUUCUAAUGCUGUGCCUUCUAUCUUUUUCCUCAGGUUUGCCACAUUUUUGCUUCAUAAAAUUUUUGAUGAGUUUCAUUAGUUCCUCUCUGAUAUAAAUAGUGGCAACUCAAAGUUUGUCCAAAAUAUGCCUAAUUUCUGUAAAAAUAGUAACUUCUAAUUCACCAAUGAGCUAUAUAAAAUCAAUAAUUUCCUAAUGAGAUUCGACUACCGAGUAGCAAAUUGCCAGGAGCCCUCAGGCUUGGAUCGGAGUGCAAGUGAAUUGUGUGCCAUUCUGAGCUGAUCUCUGCGCUAAGCCUAGCUCCACAGUCCUGCUCCUAGUAUACGAAAGCAGACUUGGAAUCUUCAGCCGUAAUCGAAAGUUAAAUUCUAUUAGAAACUAGAGCCGGCUAAUUUCUAUUUUGGUGAGAAAGCCAACCUUCCAGUCGGAAUGGUAUCAAAUCCUGAGGAAGCUGUACUACUUGACUUACAUUGAAAGUGAUCUUG